This is a messenger RNA of Arabidopsis arenosa, 1110 nucleotides long. The record is from the annotation of a GenBank genome assembly. NCBI's taxonomy places the organism in Eukaryota, Viridiplantae, Streptophyta, Magnoliopsida, Brassicales, Brassicaceae.
UCCUUCACAAUUAUUUUCCUUUUCUCAGAUAAUUUCUCUCUCUCUCUCUUGCGUGAACCAAAAAGAAAAAACGAUGGUAGAGAUGAAAAAGAAACAGUGUCGUGAAAUCUGGAGUUGGAAUCGAAACAAAGAGAUGAGUUUAAUCGAAGAUUGUCUACGAAACUACCGUUUCAUUGCAAUCGACACAGAGUUUCCAGGUUCUUUAAGACAAACUUCACAACACGCAACAGACGACGAACGUUACAACGACAUGAGCUUUAGUGUCGACAGAACAAAACUGAUCCAGUUAGGUCUUACUCUGUUCGACAUCAAUGGAAGAAUUGGAGGAAUCGGAAUCAAGGGUUUUUUCUCGGAGAUGUUUUGGAUUCUGAAGAAGACGAGGAAUAUCACUUGGGUCACGUUUCAUGGAUAUUACGAUAUCGCUUAUUUGCUCAAGUGUUUCACCGGAGAAGCUUUACCCUUUACUUCUGAGAGGUUUUCUAAAGCGGUGGCGAGAAUUCUCGGUUCUGUUUACGAUUUGAAAGUCAUGGCUGGUCGAUAUGAAGGACUUAGUAGCAGAUUUGGUCUAGAGAGUUUAGCUCAUGAGUUGGGACUCAACCGUGUUGGUACUGCACACCACGCCGGUUCGGAUAGCGAAUUAACGGCUAGGGUUUUUGCUAAAAUGACUAAAAUCUGCAACAAUGUGCAAGAAUCUGAAGGUUAUGUUUAUGGACUUGGGUAUAGAGUUAUAUCAGAUCGUUUGAAGCAAAAGCAGCAUAUGAACCAAGUGAUGAGGACAAGUUUCUACGGACCACCACCGCCACCUCCACCACCGUUUCCGCUGCUAAGACCAAUGUUUGUACCUGGUUUUCCGCGUUUUGGUGGCUUAGUCUUAAUGCCUAGAGUAUCUAUGUCUUAAAUCUUCAUGAAAUUACUUCUUAGUGUUUCUGCUUUGAUGUCUUAGUGUUAAGUCAACAGAUAUCUUCUUGUUAGGAUUGUGAAUGUAUUUGUUUUGAUCUGGUAAAAAGAGUAUUCAAUGUAUUAGUGCCGAUUUUAAUGGAAAGGUUAGAUUUUUAUUAUUGUUUGAGGCUAUGAAUCAGUGGAAAUCGAAAAUAAGUGAAUCAGAAAUAA